Molecule: messenger RNA, 4062 nt
Organism: Amborella trichopoda
Lineage: Eukaryota; Viridiplantae; Streptophyta; Magnoliopsida; Amborellales; Amborellaceae
Gene: HEB1
Product: ARM repeat superfamily protein
Biological process (GO): mitotic sister chromatid segregation
Cellular component (GO): nucleus; condensin complex
Source: RefSeq, a predicted model, not a curated record
CGGCACACAGGCUGUGUCAAUGGUUUCUCUCUGCUAAAAAAAACCUUUAAACCUAAAAAUGGAGGCCUCCCUCGCUUCCUCUCUCCGUGACUCGCCGGAAAAAUUUCUCAGAAUCGCCGGGAAAAUCCAAUCCAGGCCGGAAAAAUCGUCCCUCAAAACCCUAAUAUGGACCACACCCUCCUCAUCUUUUCCUCCUUCUCUUCCUUCUUCUCUCUCCGACGUCAUCUCCAGAUGCGUCAAAGAAUUCAAGAAGUCAUUGGGAUCUGGAAAUUUCCGACAUCAAAGCCAAAAUUCCGGCCAUCAUAAUGAAGAUUCCGAUCCUCAAAGCCAAAAUCUUGACCAUGAAAUUGAAAAUUCUGGCCAUGAGAAAGAAAAUUCCGGCCAUGAGAAAGAGAAUUCUGGCGAUGUUGAAACACCACCACCUCCUCCCACUAAGAAACUAAGGCGCUCAACCAGAAACCCUAAACCUAACCCUAAUCCUGAUACCAGUAUCAGAAGAGAGCAAGCCCUACUCCAUGAGCUCCAUAUCUACACUUGCAUUGCUCAUCUCUGCACUUUUCACCCCAAUGGCGCUUUUCCACCAUCAGUUUUACUCCCAGCUGUUCAAGCCCUCCAUGAUAGCCUAUCCAUCUAUGAACCUGACCCGAAUUUACAGUUAUCCAUUGCUUCCUUAUGCGAAGAGUGGUGGAAGAAGAAUCUUCCUGAUAAAGAAACCCUAAUUUCUCAGUCUGUUCCCUAUCUGCUGUCUCGAUCUCUUUCUCAGGGCAAAAAGUCAGAUCUUCGUAGGGUUUAUGCUCUAAAAGAGACUCUAACUUUCUUUGAUUUCAUGGACACUAGUAUUGAGGACUUGAAACUCCUUCUGGUUCGAUGUGUUAUCACUCCACUAUAUUUGAAGACAGAAGAGGGACGAAAAUUCAUAGCUUUUUUGUUCGGUCUCAACAUUCAGCUUUUGAAGGAGAUUUUGGCCAUGAUUAGGUCACAAAUCCCUUUUGGGAGGAAGUCGAUGUUAGAAGGUUAUGGAGAGAUUGUUUUUAGGGCAUGGAAGGUUGCUGAGAGUUUGACACGUGAGGAAAUCGACAAUGGAUUUUUACAGAGUUUGAUUGAGGGUGCCAUACAUGCUGGUUCAAGAGUGCUGGCUUCUUCUGCAAGGAGGGUUUUGGGGGCAUUUGUGAACCAGCGAACAAUAGUAGGGGUUGAAGGUGUUCUUUUUCGGCUUACUGAGCCUGUGUUGUUUCGAUCCUUGCAGGUUGCAAACUCCAAUGUCCGUCAGAAUGCACUGCUUUUACUUAUUGAUCUUUUCCCCCUUGAAGAUCCAAGCGCUACAAAAGAAGUUCAAGAUACACUACUAGAUAAACAGUUCUUCUUGUUGGAGAAACUGCUCAAUGAUGAUUGCCCAGGUGUGAGGGUUGUUGCUGUAGAAGGGACCUGCCGCAUUCUUUGUUUAUUUUGGGAAGUCAUUCCCUCUUCUACCACAUCAAAGUUGCUAUCAAGAAUAGUUGAGUCUAUGUCAUGUGAUACGUGUAGCGAGGUGCGUUUAUCUGUUUUGAAUGGGUUGAUAUAUUUGCUCAAUAACCCACAAACUCAUGAAGUACUUAAAGUGUUGCUUCCAAGGGUAGGGCGGAUGUUCCAGGAUCCUGUUCUUUCUAUAAGGCUGGCUGUUGCAGAUCUUCUUUUAGCAUUGAAAGAUGUUCUCUCCUUUCAAUACACUAAGGUGGUGGGCAUCGACACGUUAGUAUCUUCUCUUGCAGAAGAUCACCCUCUAGUUUCUAAGAGAGUAACCCGGCUACUGAUUCCAUCUUACUUUCCCUCAAAUCUUCCUGUUAAAGAGGCAUGUAGUCGGUGUAUCACACUCAUAAAAAGAUCUCCUCAAGCUGGUGCAAGGUUUUGCGAAUAUUCACUUUCAGAAGGGUCUUCACCUGAGUCCCUCUUGGAGCUCGUCAAAGUCUUUGUCAGUCUGGUCCUCUCAGCUAAUGAUAUGAACCCUAUUAAUAGGGAUGGAAUUUUCAUGGCUCUUGGCAAGCUCUGUUGCAGUCUAUCUAGUGACGCAUCCUGUAAGGAAGUUCUUCAGAAAUUGUUUUCAGGGAAAAUUCUUCGUAGACUACUCACUUCAGGAACUAGAGUUUGUGCUCAAGCAUCUAUCCUUGAAAUUGCUUCCACAUUCUCUACUACAGAUGUAUCUAAGCUUCUUGAAAUUUGUGUUGAUUUAGUCACCGAGUGUGGGAAUUUGUGUGAGGACACAGAAAGGCAAGCAGCAGUAAGGUUUGCUCAUACAUUGCUAUUGUCUUUUGAUUUGUUUGAUGAAUUGUUAGAAACAUUGACAAACCUUCUCCAACGUCUGUCAUCUGGCAUCCCCAUCAAUUGUGGCCAUCAAAAGUUGAAGAAGAAAUCAAAGAAAAAGUCAAGGCUUUCGUCCUCCAUCAAAAACUUGAUCAAACAAAAAUACACCAAGGGAAACAGACUGCACAAUUCAGGCCAGUCUAAUGUUGGGGAUGAUCUUCUUGUUGCUGGGGCAGCAUGGCAGGUAAAUGACAUGCUUACAGCAGUUAACACAAGGAGGGCUUUGUUAGAUUCUCCAAUAUUAGGAUCAGUUUUGUCUGCUCUUAAGUCUGUCUGUCAGACGAUUAUUGAGCAGUGUCUUGACAGUAAAUGUCUGAAUACUUCCCCUGUUCGGGCUUACAUUGCUCUCAGCAUGCACAUGGCUCUCCACAGUAUCAACUUAAGUGAUACAAAUGUACCUGGUGAAGUUGAGAAUAGUGUCCUGCAUUCAUCGUCUUCCUUGCCUACUCAAUCAGGGAUUGACUAUCAGCUCGAUUACAUUCUUGCUUGUACAGAAAAGCUUUUUGAUUCAAGUCAAAAUCAAGACAUCAAAUGUUCACCAUUCAAAAAUAAGAAAGGGCAGGCAAGGUGUCGUAGAUCCAAGCGCAGAGAACCUUUAGUAGAUGUCCUACAAGAAUCUGAACUUGAUGUCACACCCACUGCCAGUGAUUCUAUGGGAAGACCCAAUUUACUGAAAAUGGUAACUACCAUCCUCAAGUCCAUCUUGGAUGCUGCGGCCCUAAGGCUUAUUUCCCAUUCUCAAAAAAGGUGCUUGCUCUUUGCAUCAGCAUAUAUCAAAUACGUCAACUCAAUUCUUCAUACUCCCAACCAACAUCACUCCAAUUCACGAAUGAAGUUGGGAGAUUCUAAGCUCACUUCUCUUUAUCUCAAAAGCUCAUUCAGCUAUGUUGCCAAGCUUCUCAAUUGGUUUCUCACAGAUCCCCACCUUUCUCACUUGUUGGUAGCUGCUUCUUACUUAGCGAGCGACCUACUAGACCUUUUCUCUUUCUUGGAGCCAAGCCUUGGAUCCAGGCACACAUCUUGGUUUGCACCAACGGCCAAGCCAUGGUUGCCUGACCUGAUUCUUGCAUUGGGUUCAAGAUGGAUCAAGGAUGAGGAGCCAGACAAAUUGGUUCAUGAAGAGGCAGAUAAGGGUAGGGAAUGUCCUAUGUGGAUCCAAACUCUCGCUAGUCUUGAACUUGCUGAAAUUGAUCUUUUAAAUAAUCAGGAAGUCAAGGAAGAGAGUGAAAGUAGCAGUUUCUCAAGUGGAGGCCAUUCUUUGUUUAAGAAGCUUGUUGGAAUGGUUGUUGAAUUGUUGAGGAAAGGGGAUCCUAAAAUCAGGUGGGCUAUUGGUGCCUUCUUCAUGUCAUGGUUGGAGUGUGGGUUGGCAAGAAAGGAUUGUGGUUUGGUGCUUGGGCUUGUGAGGUUUGUGUAUGUGAAGGUGAUGGGCUGUGGAGAUGGUUGUUGUGUGGAGGACCAUGGCAUGAUGGUUGGGUGCAUGAAAGAGAUUUUAUCCAUAAUAGAUGAAGCUUUACAAGAUUCAGGGGUUGGCCAAGAAGGCAAGAAGAAGUUGCAAACUGCAAAUGCCAUGCUUGAAUCUGUAUGUAUGCUUCAUGCAUAAUGUGGUCUUUCCUCCAUGACAUGGUUCCAUAAUGUAUGAUGCGAAUUUCAUGCAUGGGAUGCUUCUAGUGACAUUUGUGUAUGUGAACUUGUGUAAUUAAAGUAUUUGGCGGGAAGUUGCAGCCA